This is a messenger RNA of Mycena indigotica, 1242 nucleotides long. Its product is annotated as H15 domain-containing protein. Gene Ontology annotation, biological process: nucleosome assembly. Gene Ontology annotation, cellular component: nucleosome. NCBI's taxonomy places the organism in Eukaryota, Fungi, Basidiomycota, Agaricomycetes, Agaricales, Mycenaceae. The transcript is spliced from 3 exons. The record is from RefSeq and is a predicted model, not a curated record. Gene Ontology annotation, molecular function: DNA binding. Bases 19 to 1242 code for a protein of 407 amino acids.
CGCCUCGAAACUGUACAGAUGGUCGAAGCCGGAGGCGGAGGCACGUUGGGCCACAUUGUGCAGAAUGCCCCACCUGAAGACCAUGCCCUCAAACGCGAGUACCUCGCGAGCCUCCCCACCGAGCAGGUCAUCGAUAUAUGUCUGCGACUGGAUGUGCACGUCCCGAUGGCGCUGAAGCGCAAUAUCUGGCCCGCGGACUUCCGGAGCGCGCUGCGGAAGACGCCGAAGGUGGAGGAUGUGCCCCCGUCGCUGUCGACGACGGCGGUGACGACGACGACAGCAGCAGUAGCGACGACGACACCGACGCCGCCGGCACCGAUAGCAGGCCCGUCUUCUGCACCGCUGCAGCCGUAUGGGUACCCCUACCAGCACUACCCGGGCUAUGCCUACCCGUACUCCUACCCGCCCCCACCAGGCGUCUAUCCCCAGCCGCCUUACGCCUACCCUGGCGCGCCCCCGUUCUUCACCACCCCGCAUGCCCCCGAUCCAACAAGUGCCGCGGACGACGGCGACCUCCCCAGCUACGAGGACAUGAUCGUCGAGGGGCUCACCGCCGUCAACGACCCCGAGGGCCUCGCCCCAAAGGACCUGUUUAACUGGAUGGCCACGCGCUAUCCCGUGCAGUCCAACUUCCGCCCGUCGGCCAGUCAGGCGCUGCAGAAGGCGUACCGCCGCGGCCGCUUCGAGAAGAGCACAAGCGGGAAGUAUCGGCUGAACCCGCAUUGGGAGGGCGGGAAUUCAUCUACACGACGAGCGACCCGCCGGCCACAGACACAGAGCGCCGCCGCGCCGCUCAUCCCCGCGCCCGCGCCGGGCGGGUACGCCUUCCCCGGCGGCCAGCCGCGCCCGCUGCAGCCGUUCAUCCCCGUCCCGCCGCGGCCCGCGCUCCCCGCGCCGUCCGCCCUCGGCCCGCGUCCGCCGGCGAACGGCGCCGCCCCGCUGCGGUGGGCGCCCCCGAGCGCGGUGCCGCCUGCGCGCCCGCACGUGCCCCCCGCGAGCGAGCACGUGUUCGCCGCGGCGCAGAGCAUGCUGCAGGGGAUCAACUUCGCGGCGGGGACGGAAGGGACUGGGAGGGGCGUGGUGGACCCGUCAAGGGCGGAGUUGCAGGCCCAGCUUGCGUUGUUGGCGGCGCAGCUCGAGGAGGUCGCGCAGGAGGAGGAGGGCGACGGCGGGGAGGACGGGGACGAGGAGGAGGAGGAGGACGCGGAGGGCGAGACGGAGGAGGGCGCACCCGUCGUGUAG